Naegleria fowleri is the source of this 1164-nucleotide messenger RNA. RefSeq lists its product as uncharacterized. The record is from RefSeq and is a predicted model, not a curated record. The coding region runs from base 1 to 1164 and encodes 387 amino acids. Lineage: Eukaryota; Heterolobosea; Eutetramitea; Acrasida; Naegleriidae. The transcript is spliced from 2 exons.
AUGUCCACUUCCGAACAGGAAAGAAAGCUUGUGGUGUUUUUAUUUAAACAAAUCAUGAAAACAUGUCGAACGUUUGACCAGUAUCCUCUCUUGAAGACUUCUUUGAUUAAUCCAUCUUAUACAAAAUCCGAUUCCAUCAUGACAAGAGGCUGGGCAUAUACAAAAGUAGGAAAAGAAGUCAUUGAAAAGAUUUACGGGAAAUAUUCUGGCUUAAUGUACGUCCCGAGAUGGAACAGUGCAACACUUCAUGAAACAUCCAAGUUUACUGAUAUUUGUAAACAAACAUUUCGAAAUCCAAAGUUUGUUGAAGAUGAAAAAACGAGAAAGGAAGGAUUCGAAGUUGGUUUCGGAAUAUUGAGUGAAUUUAAUUCUCAUUUAGAAAGAGUCAAAACAAUGGAAAAGAAAGAAAUGAUUGAACUAAGAAAAUUAUCACCCAAUAUUCAGGUUCCAAUUAAGGUAUUGGACGAGGAAAUGACUGAAACUGAAUCGGAUGUGUUUAGAACAGCAAGUGAUUCCAUGGCUGACAUGAAGGACGAUGAACGGCUGCAAAAAUUCUCAAGUCAGACACACAACCAAGACAAACUCGAUGGAAGUGACAUGUAUUUGGUAUUGACAGAGAAACCACGAAAAAAUCAUCUUUUAGUAGCUCAUCCUCUGCUGGAGGAUACACGGUUUGAAAGAACUGUUGUGCGUAUGGACAAUGACAAACAAACACUCGGAUAUAUUAUUGGCAAACUAACUUUUGAAUCAGAACAAGACGAGGAAGACAACAAUGACAAUGAAGAAAAUAUUGCUAAGUUGAUGGGAGAGGACUCUCUGGACAAAGAAUCAAGUAGAGACACAGAUCAUGUUAUGGACGCCUACAAACAGUUUUCCAAAAUGUUUGCUCAAGAUGCGAUUGAAAAUGAACCAGAACGAAUAGGUAAAUGGUAUGAAGGACAGCUGGAAAAUGAAAUUAGGGAUGGAAAAUGGAUUGUUGUUGAAGCAGAUAUGGAAAGCAUAUUACCCUUUGGUGCAGAAACUCCCUAUUACCAGGUUUGGGAAUACAUUGUGAAAAGAUUAUCUGGUGAAUAUCUGUCAUGGCUUGAUUACUUUUCACACAAGCAACCAACACCUUUGAAACGUCCUAAUACUUUUCCAAACGUGAGAAUUAUUGUACUCUAA